Molecule: messenger RNA, 2529 nt
Organism: Pimephales promelas (fathead minnow)
Lineage: Eukaryota; Metazoa; Chordata; Actinopteri; Cypriniformes; Leuciscidae
Gene: agmat
Product: agmatinase (putative)
Molecular function (GO): metal ion binding; agmatinase activity
Source: RefSeq, a predicted model, not a curated record
CCAGAGGCUAAAGUUCAUUCUGAAUCCCCUGAACUAAUACUGACAGACACAACUCUGCAUUUACCAUAUUAUUGUGAAGACUUUAACCUUCAAACGGACUUCUAAGCUCAGUUGUUUGCACAGCUGAGUUGUUGCAUUGCAUUUUGCGCCAAUUUCUGCACGAGCUCGUUCCAUGCGACGCAAAACAUGUUUUCUUCAAUCAAAAUUGCUACUAAAACUCGAGUAGUCUUUGGUGGAUCUCAAGUUUUUAAAACGUGUGCUUCUCAGAGAGUCGUGAAAUGGGGGGACGUCGACGGGAAUCAGAGCAGUGUGUCUUGCACACGGCGAAUGUCCGGGAAAGGUUUCAAUGUCCCACCGAGCGCGGAGUUUGUGGCGAGGGUUAGCGGAAUCGCGACUAUGUGCAAACUACCGUUUCAGGAAACAGCGGACGGCCUGGACGCGGCGUUUGUCGGGGUUCCUAUUGACACCGGAACAUCCAACCGUCCCGGUGCAAGAUUUGGUCCGAGGCACAUCAGGGCAGAAUCUUCUAUGUUAAGGGCAUUCAACGGCUGGACAAGAGCGGCCCCGUACGAAUCUCUAAGAGUGGCAGAUAUCGGUGACAUUAACGUCAAUCUUUUUGACCUGAAGGACACAUGCAAAAAAAUACGCGAGGGAUACCGUAAAAUUGUGGCCACGGGGUGCAUCCCACUUACACUGGGAGGUGAUCACACAAUUGCAUACCCGAUUCUUCAGGCAGUCUCUGAGAGACAUGGUCCAGUGGGCCUAAUACAUGUGGAUGCCCAUGCGGACACUAGUGACGUGAUUCUGGGGGAGAAGAUUGGCCACGGGACCCCUUUCAGGCGCUGUGUGGAUGAGGGUCUCCUGGACUGCAAGAGGGUCGUCCAGAUCGGGCUUAGAGGCCCGAGUUAUUCUCCAGAUAAUUAUGAGUGGAGCCGAGCACAGGGUUUCCGUGUAGUUGAGGCUGUGGAGUGCUGGCACAAAUCUCUUGUCCCUCUCAUGGAGGAGGUUCGCUCACAGAUGGGAUGCGGACCUGUCUAUCUCAGCUUUGACAUAGACAGUCUAGACCCUGCAUACGCUCCCGGGACAGGAACGCCCGAGAUAGCAGGUCUCACACCCAUCCAGGGUCUGGAAAUCAUCCGAGGUUGUCGAGGUCUUAAUCUUGUCGGUUGUGAUUUGGUUGAGGUUUCUCCACCUUAUGACACCACAGGAAACACUGCUUUGACUGGUGCUAACCUCCUUUUUGAGAUGAUGUGCGUCCUUCCGAAAGUCAAAUACUAUUGAUUGAUCACAAAGAUGUUUGUGAAAUGUCCCAGGUAAUUGCACAUUGUCAUAAAAUCUACAUGAUUUAUGUACAAAAAGGGAAUUUCAGCAACAAAUUUCUUUAUUUGAAGUAGCAAAACAAUGUCGUUCCAUCACAAUCUAUAACAAUAACCCUUGAUGUUUAUGAAUUGUGGGGUGAAAUUAAAAUUGUGCAAAUAAAACAUUUCAUGUUUAUUUGAUAUAGUUUUAAAACCAUUUUCAAUAGAUUAAUAAAUAAAACGGAUUAUAUAAUAACAUGAUAACAGUGUCAAUAUUUUACACCACAGACAUGAAAUACAUUUAGUCAUACAGAGUUAAUACAGUAAGCCAUGAAAACUUGGCAUGAUUUAAUGCUGACUAUCUUAAAUUUAAGAUAUUUACCAGUGCAUCGCAAAACAUAUAUAAUAAAAUGCUAAUAUAGUACAAUGGCACCAAUACCGCAUUAUUAAUUGUAAAGUAUAAUGAAUGUUCAUUGAACACCAUAUGAAUAAAGUAAUAUUACUUUAUGGAAGACUUCAUACAGGAGUGGAUUUAACACACCCACAACUUUCUGUGCAUAUGUGAUAUAUAAUCAAACAGACACAUUAACACUAAAAUGGCCUUCCACAGCUAACAUGAAAUGCAUAGUACAAAAUACUUCCAAUCAAGUGUAUUAUUCCUUCUCUACGUACUGUUGCGAAUAUUUUUGCAUGCCACAGCACAUCUAUAAUGAAAGAACGCAACUGGAAAUCUGGCACUAUUAUGUUUACCUGCUCAUUUGUUAGCUGCACUAUAUAGCGUAAUGUGACUAGUAAAGGUCAAUAAAUAGAUUUACUUACACUAUCAACCUGGUUAGAACAUCUCAACUUUCUUGUAUUUUUAGAGACACAAACCCAUAUGAUAUCUUUACAUAGACAUUUAAUAUAAUCAUCUAACUAUUUACACCUUGUAACUGAAACGCAUUUCAUAAAGUCGUGCCAGUUUGUGUUAAAGUGUCGGCAUUUGACAAAGAGCUGCACAACAAAAUGUAUAAAGCUAUAGUACUUAAUUUGUUGAAUGUCUAAGUGGCCAAUUUGAAUUCUAACAAAUAGAAAGUCUCAAAGUAGCCAAAGUUUGGCCUAAAAUUAAUUUUUGGUCAUUUCUGCAAGUAAUUUUUUACAUAGUUUAAGGUUAACAUCAGUUAAUGCAAUUCGUUACUUAGUUGAUGCAUUAGGCGAUUAAUAAUAAUGAAUCACUAUAAAACGUUUCAUA